GUGCCGCUGACGCACGCUUGCGCGCACAGCUGGGCCGGCCGCGUCCUACGCAGCAGCCGCGAGCCGGGCAGCCGGUGCCAGACGGUUCCCGGAGGGGGGCAGGGGCGGGGCGCUGCAGGAGGCCAGGGACUCCCGGCGGAGGAGCCCCCAAGGAGGCCCGCCUGACGACUAACGAGUUGCCAUGGCAUCCUACUACGAGAUCCUAGACGUACCGCGAAGUGCGUCCGCUGAUGACAUCAAAAAGGCGUAUAGGAAGAAGGCAUUACAGUGGCACCCAGACAAGAACCCAGAUAAUAAAGAGUUUGCUGAGAAGAAGUUCAAGGAGGUGGCCGAGGCGUAUGAAGUGCUGUCUGACAAGCAUAAGCGUGAGAUCUACGACCUCUAUGGCCGGGAAGGGCUGACUGGGGCAGGAACUGGCCCGUCUCGUGCAGAAGCUGGUAGUGGCGGGCCUGGCUUCACCUUCACCUUCCGCAGCCCAGAGGAGGUCUUCCGGGAGUUCUUCGGGAGCGGAGACCCUUUUGCAGAGCUCUUUGAUGACCUGGGCCCCUUCUCAGAACUUCAGAACCGGGGUUCCCGACACUCGGGCCCUUUCUUCACCUUCUCUUCCUCCUUCCCUGGGCACUCUGAUUUCUCCUCCUCGUCUUUCUCCUUCAGUCCUGGGGCUGGUGCUUUUCGUUCCAUCUCUACAUCCACCACCUUUGUCCAAGGACGCCGCAUCACCACACGCAGGAUCAUGGAGAAUGGGCAGGAGCGGGUAGAAGUGGAGGAGGAUGGACAGCUGAAGUCCGUCACAAUCAAUGGUAUCCCAGACGACCUGGCCCUGGGCUUGGAGCUGAGCCGCCGUGAGCAGCAGCAGUCUGUCACCUCCAGGUCAGGGGCCACGCAGGUCCGGCAGACCCCUGUGUCACGACCCCCCGACGGCAGCCUCUCUGAGGAGGACGAGGACCUGCAGCUUGCCAUGGCUUACAGCCUGUCAGAGAUGGAGGCAGCUGGGAAGAAACCGGCAGAUGUGUUCUGAGCUGGAUGUCCGGGAGCCAGAGUUGCUGCACAGUUCCAACAGGACAGCGCCCAACCCUGUGCACUGGGAGGGGACCCUCCAUCCCUCUCCCUCACCUGUGCUGAGCAUAGAGCCGGGCCUGGGCGGUGGGCGGGGGCCGGGUGGGAGGUAGGCUUAGCCUGUAAAGGCUUCCCAGGGUGUUUGGUGUUGUUUCCUGGGGACUACAAGUCCCAGAAUGCAACGCACCUCGGCUUUCUGUUAGAUCAUGCUUGGGGGAAGUGGUGCGCAGUUAACGGAGCUGUGCAUCUUGGGAUAUGUAGUUCCAGCUCUGGUCGGCCUGUUAACUCGUGAGAUGGGGACAUCUUGUCAUUUGAUUUGUCCCUGGCAGGGGUGGCAAGAAUGUGGAUGAAGGGGGAAUGGUCUGAGCUUCAUUUCCCCUGAUACCUCUUGCUAGCGCUGGGGUUAGAGUGUGCAAAUCAAGGCCCUGAGGCAUCUGGGAGAGGUUCUUUUCCUGUGGGCAGUCCUAGGGUCUGAGAAUGAUCCAGGGCAGAUUGGCUGAGCAGGGUGUGGUCUCAAGGGGGUGAUGGGCAUGGGUUGGUGAGAGCUCGGAAGGUGGAAGGCCACUCUAGUGCUCAGGGGUGUGUGUGGGUGUGUGUGACGAAUCAGCGUGUGAUGGGUGCUCCAGGCAUGCUGCUGCUUGUGUGGCUCCUUUGGCCUCUGACCCUGCUGCCCAUUCCUUCUCUCCAACACCACAGAAGCUGCCUCUCCUCCUCCCUCCCUGGGGAGCCCAGUGGCCGGGGAGGGAAGUGGUGGAGCCGGGGUGUUGCCAGCCCCUGCGCCGUUGAGUCCCAGUGACCUAUCAAAGCCAGCUGGGCUGAGCUCAGAGCAAGAGGGAAACACUGGAAGUCAAUAAAGCUGAGUUUCGAGA
Molecule: messenger RNA, 1925 nt
Organism: Dama dama (fallow deer)
Lineage: Eukaryota; Metazoa; Chordata; Mammalia; Artiodactyla; Cervidae
Gene: DNAJB2
Product: DnaJ heat shock protein family (Hsp40) member B2
Exons: 10
Coding region: 182-1018 (278 amino acids)
Biological process (GO): protein refolding; positive regulation of proteasomal ubiquitin-dependent protein catabolic process
Cellular component (GO): endoplasmic reticulum membrane; cytosol
Molecular function (GO): ATPase activator activity; Hsp70 protein binding
Source: RefSeq, a predicted model, not a curated record